AUGCGCUGCGCACUGGCAGCGCAGCUCCGAAGUACAGCUGCGGCGCGCCCGACGAGUCCCGGAAGACUGCACCCUACCCGUGAGGCCCGCAUCUGCAACCAUCAGAGUGAGCGGCUCCGUCGUGCUGAUGUUGGAAGCUGCCGCGACCAAGGGAGCUCAAGGAGUCUAAUCUGCGACUCGUGCUGCACCGAAAAGGUCACAGCAAUGGACUUGACUUCGGCACUGGAGAUCCGUUUGCAUGAGGCUGAGAGGAGGAUUACCUUGCUACUUCGCAGCGUCCAGUUCGUGGAAGAGCUUCGCCAGCUCUGCCGACAGGAGCGAGAGUACGAGUGGGAAGCAAUCGGCUCCAUCGUGGUGCAACCGCCUUCCACGCCAAGGCCAGCAUCGAGCCGGCCCGGCUGUGCUGCCGUCGCUAGGGAGGCGGCUCCCGCCGCGGCUCAAGUCGAGGCUUUGGAGGCUCGAGUGGCGAAGUUAGAGACACUCGACUUCGAGGGUCGGAAGGAAGUCUCGGCUGUGAAGAACACGGCCGAGGCUUUGGAUUUUAGAGUGGCGACGCUGGAAGCCAUGGACGUCAGCAGCCUCAAGGCCCCGGAAACGGAGAAGUUGCUGGACCCUGGCGGCCUAGCAACCUUAAUGCAACUUGCAGAGCAAGCACUGGAACAGGUAUCAAAAGUCUCGGAGAUCUCCACGCAUCUGACGGAGCGACAAGCUGCGAUGGAGUCUCAAUCCGAGGAGUUCGGCCGCGCACUGCUGGGUCUGCUGAGUGAUUUUCAGGUCCACAGUGCGCAGGCAGAGGAGAACUGGGCUUCUUUCGAGGAGGCAUUGAGCCGAAGAGCGGCAAAUACCGAUGACGCGACAUCUGCAUCAGAAAUUAGAUGUGCCUCGUCGUAG
Messenger RNA from Symbiodinium sp. CCMP2456, 891 nucleotides. The record is from the annotation of a GenBank genome assembly. NCBI's taxonomy places the organism in Eukaryota, Dinophyceae, Suessiales, Symbiodiniaceae.